Molecule: messenger RNA, 1320 nt
Organism: Calypte anna (Anna's hummingbird)
Lineage: Eukaryota; Metazoa; Chordata; Aves; Apodiformes; Trochilidae
Product: ammonium transporter Rh type A-like
Exons: 2
Coding region: 1-1320 (439 amino acids)
Biological process (GO): ammonium homeostasis; ammonium transmembrane transport
Cellular component (GO): plasma membrane
Molecular function (GO): ammonium channel activity
Source: RefSeq, a predicted model, not a curated record
AUGGCUGCAGUGUCCCCUGCCUGUCCCCACCGCCUCCUGCCCCUCUCUCUGGGGCUCUUCCAGGCUGCCCUGCUCCUCUUCUUCGCCCUCUUCAUCACCUACAACAAGCCCUCAGCACAGCUGGAGGAUGCCAACCAUCUCUACAGCAUCUUUCCCUUCUUCCAGGACAUCCAGGUGAUGCUGGUGGUGGGGCUGGGGCUCCUCCUGGCAUUCCUGCCCCGCUACGGCCUCAGUGCCCUCACCCACAACUUUCUCCUGCUCAACUUCUCCACGCAGUGGGCUCUGGUGCUCCAGGGCUUGCUCCAGCACCUCCACCAUGGGCAGGAGAUCCCCCUGGAGCUCCACAACCUCCUCAGGGCUGAGUUUGCCGGGGUCACGGUGCUCAUCUCAGUGGGGGCUGUCCUGGGGAGGGCCACCCCCUGCCAGCUCCUUCUGGUGGCCUCCUGUGAGGUCCCUGCCUACCUUGCCAGUGAGUGGGUGAUCACCACCCACCUGGGUGUCCUCGACGUGGGGGGCACCAUCACCAUCCACGUCUUCUCCUGCUACUUUGGCCUCGGUGUGUCCAAGGCUCUGUUUGGGGCAGUGCAGCAUCCAGAGAACCCCAAGGAGACCCCAACACCUCGCUCAGACCUCCUGUCCCUGACGGGGACACUCGUCCUCUGGGUUUUCUGGCCCAGCUUCGUGGCUGCUCUCUGCCAACCAGGAGGUGCUCAGCACCGUGCCAUCCUCAACACCUACCUGGCCAUGAGCUCCGGGGCUGUCACCACGGUGAUGGGCUCCAGCCUGCUGCAUAGGGAUGGCAAACUCAGCCCUGGCCACCUGCAGAAUGGCAGCCUGGCCGGGGGGGUGGCCAUCGGCGUGGUGGCUGACAUGGCAGUGCCACCAGUGGCCGCCCUUGCCCUGGGCACCCUCUCAGCCCUGACCUGUGUCCUGGGCUUCAGGUUUCUCACCCCAUUCCUGGCCAGGAAAUUUCUCCUCCAGGACCAGUGUGGCAUCCACAACCUCCAUGGCUUGCCCGGCAUCCUGGGUGCCGUGGCCAGCGCCGUGGCCAUCCUGCUGGUCCCUGAGGACACCUCGGGGGGACAGCGGGGGGACCACCGAGCAGGCAGCCAAGCACUGUGCCAGGUGGCAGGGCUAGUGGUGGCCAUGGGAGGCUCGCUGCUGGCUGGGCUGCUGGCUGGGGCUGUGCUCCACCUGCCCUGCCUGCCCCGGCCUCCUGCACCCCUCAGCUCUGAUGAUUCCCUUUAUUUUAAGAUCCAGGGUCAGGCCAGGAGCAGCACCACUGAGGAGGAAGCUCUGGCUCUGAGGGAGCAAGUGUAG